Molecule: messenger RNA, 3948 nt
Organism: Phalaenopsis equestris
Lineage: Eukaryota; Viridiplantae; Streptophyta; Magnoliopsida; Asparagales; Orchidaceae
Product: protein STICHEL-like 2
Exons: 8
Coding region: 734-3592 (952 amino acids)
Biological process (GO): DNA-templated DNA replication; DNA repair
Cellular component (GO): DNA replication factor C complex; nucleus; DNA polymerase III complex
Molecular function (GO): DNA clamp loader activity; DNA-directed DNA polymerase activity; DNA binding
Source: RefSeq, a predicted model, not a curated record
CACGUGACAUUUCAAAAUUUCCUGAAGAAAUGGGCCCCCGACCUAGAAGUCCUUCAUUAAUGAGCGCGAUGGCCGUGCCGAUAUUUGAAUAUGGUUGCAGUUCCCGUUUCCGUUGGUCGUCAUCUCUCUCUCCGACAACUUGCGCAGCUUUUUGGCGCGCAGACUUACGCCCCUCGACCUACUCUAUAAUUACGAAAGUGCCGUCCGCCGGCGCUGCUUCCAAUGAGAGCAUCUGGCUCGGAGCAGUACUGGCAGCUGCUCCGCAGGCCCAAUUAAUGCCGCUUCAUAUGCUGACUAAAUUUCGCGCAAUUUUCCCGGGGUCUUCCUAUACCACUUUUGCCCUCUUCUUGGCUUCAUAUUUGGAUUAGGGUUUUGAAGUGGCUACAAUUUGUUGUGUGGGCAGCGUUGAAGGAUUGCUCGUUGCCAAAUUGUGUUCCUGUUUUUGCUGCUUUUGUUCCUGCGCUGUUCUUGAAAAUUUCUUCAUGCUUUUGGGAAGAAAACUCUCCCUUUAGUUCGUGUUUCAGUGAUCCAAGUGUGUUAUCUAUCUCUUUUAAAUGAUUGAUGUUUUUUUUUCCUUCAAUUUUGUCAGAAAAAAAUGCUCUGCUGCUAUCAUGCUCACGUAACCUAUCUUGUUCCUGGAUCAUUUCUGCAUUGUUAAUGUGUAGAGCAGAAAGUACCAAAAUUUUGGACGGCAUAGCUAAUAUGUAAAUCAAUACAUUUUAGCUUGAAUGAAAUGGAUGAAGGCAGGCGGCAUUCUGUGGAUGCUACAAUUUCAAAAGCUCUAGUUACUCUCAAGAGGGUUCGGUCGCUGAGGGAUCCAUCGACAAAUUCGAUGAGCAAAUUUGCUACAGCAUUUGAUAGUGUGAACUGGGAGGUGAAUUCCAGUUCUGGUACAUAUGUAGAUUUUGACAAAUUGGAUAGAAACCGACCUCGAAGCAACUCUGGGUUGGAACAUAUUUCAAAAGUUAUAGACAAGAAAAAUACUACCUCCAAAAAAUCUUCAAUUACUAGAAUUAAAAACUCACAAUCUGAACUGGCUAUGGCGGUUCCUCAGUCCCUCCUGGAUGGUAAUAAAAAGCCAUUAGAACAUGUAAGGGCUACGUCGAACCAGUUGGAAGAGGAAGUAGAUUCAUGUAGUGAGACAAAUUUAGAUGUCCUAGAGGAAAUUAGCAGAUCAAGAGUAAAAAAGCCUGGAUAUGGUGGUGGCAGAAGGACAAGUAAUGUGAUGGACGAUUUAGGUAUGAGAGAGGUGGGAAGCCCUUGCUUGUCAAUAUGUGGCUAUCAUACUAACUUAUCAAGUAGGAGCACUAUGGGGCUUUCAAAUAUCGAUGAUGCUGUUGUUGUGAAUUCAAAUUAUGGUGGUUGUGGAAUUAGUUAUUGUUGGUCUAGAACACCAAAGCGUAAGGAUUCAACACUCUCUUUUGGUAUUGAGGGCCAAGAGCUGCCCUUGCUAUCUGCUGAACUGAAGGACAGGGCUGAUGGUGACAUAGCUUUAAUUCCAGAGAGUGCAAAAAGCUUAAGCCAAAAGUUUCAGCCAAGGUCUUUCAAUGAGUUGGUCGGACUGAACGUAGUUACUGAAUCCCUCAUGCAUUCCAUAAAAAAGGGAAGAGUUGCUCCUUUCUAUCUUUUUCAUGGUCCUAGAGGAACUGGUAAAACUUCUACUGCAAGGAUUUUUGCUGCGGCAUUAAAUUGCCUAUCCGUUGCGGACCAUAGGCCAUGUGGUUCUUGUCAGGAAUGUGUCUUUUUAUUCUCUGGGAGAAGUAGAGAUGCCAAGGAACUAUGUGCUACAAAGUUAAAUCAUAAAGAUAGGAUAAAGGCAUUAUUAAAGGGUGCUUCUCUUGUUCCAUUUACGUCACAAUUUAGAGUAUUCAUUAUUGAGGAAUGCCAUUUUCUAAGAGGGGAGAUAUGGUCUGCCAUUUUGAAUAAUGUUGAAGAGCUUUCAAGACAUACUGUUUUUGUUAUGAUUACAUCCAAACCUGAUAGUCUUCAUCACACUUCAAUGUCUCUGUGUCAGAGGUACCACUUUCCAAGAAUAAAGGAGGAUGACAUUAUUUGUAGGUUGCAAAAAAUUUGUAUGGAAGAGGGUUUUAUAAUUGAUGAGGAUGCAUUGACUUUUAUUUCUAAUAGAGCUAAUGGUUCCCUUCAAGAUGCAGAAACAAUGCUUGAUCAGUUAGCAUUGCUUGGGAAAAAAAUUACGCUAUCUUUGGCUCAUGAGCUUAUUGGGAUUACUUCAGAUGAAGACUUGCUUGAUUUGCUUGAUCUAGCAUUAUCUGCUGAUACUAGUAACACUGUUAGAAGGGCUAGGGAUCUUAUGAUGUCAAGGAUUGAUCCUAUGCAACUGAUAUCACAACUUGCAAAUCUCAUUAUGGACAUUCUUUCUGGAAAAUGCCAAUCAGAAUUUACCAAUUCUAGCAGAAAAUUCUUAGGAAAACAUGCUAUGACUCAGGCAGGUAUUCAGAAACUUCGUCAUGCAUUGAAAAUUCUGUCUGAAACUGAAAAACAACUAAGAACAUCAACAAAUCAGGCAACUUGGCUUACUGUGGCACUUCUACAAUUUGGUGCUCAAGAACCUUCUCUCACUGAUGUGCAUGAAUCUAUGGAAUGUUCGAAAGUGACUUUGCUUAGUGACUGUGAGGCUUUGGAUUCUUACUCAGCUAAAACAAUUCAGAAGCAAUUCAUCUGCUAUGGGUGUAACAAGCAGAACUGCCCCGGAAGACAUUGCAAUAGAGCAAAACUUGAAACCAUUUGGAGAAGAGCUAUGACAGUAUUCCAGUCUGGUAAACUAAGGAGUUUUCUGCGGAAAGAAGGGAACUUGUCAGCAUUACAUUUCAGUGAAGGCCUUGCAAUUGCUACAAUUGAUUUUAAUCAUCCAGAACAUGUUAGAAAGGCAGAGAAAUCAUGGAAAUCAAUUGCAAGUUCAUUUCAGAAUAUAUUGGGAUGUUAUGUAGAGAUAAGAAUAAAGCUCCUCUCCGCUUGCUACAAAAAGAACAGGAAAUCAUUUAGUUUGUUGAGCUGUUCUGGCAGAAAGCAAGAAAACUCCGAGGCAAGCAUCAUAGAGAAAUGUACAAUUGAAACGCCAACACAAAAUGACUUCAUUGAUAAGAGAUGCUCCUCUGAUCAUGAUAUUAGGUUUUCACCUCAAAUCAAUCUGCUGGAAGAGACUGCUCAAAGCAACAGCAGUAAGAAACCUACUCAGUCUAUACAAAUGCCAAAAGUAUGCAACUCUGAGCUGAAUUCGUCAAGAACUGUGGAAGAGGUAGCCUGUGAUGGUAUUGAUGAAGCUGAAAUUCGACCCAACUGUUUUACUGGGAUCCUUGAGCGUCAAAAAAGAUUACUUUCCACUGGUGCUUCUCAUAUAAUCUGUUUAAAUAUAUGUUCAGGUGGCAAAUCAGAUUUCUCUAUGAGUAAGAAAGGAGUGGACAAAGCAUACUUUUUAGCAUAUGAUCCUUACAACUUGACCCCUGCAUCAAAUGCAUUAAUCACGUACAAGUCUGAGGAAGAUAGAAUGCGAAGCAAAUAUACAAGUUUUAGGUCAAGAUUGUUUUGUUGGAGAUCUCCAAUUUUAUCCCCGAGGUUAAAUGGUGGCAAGUAGAGUUUUUUUCUCAUCAAAUUUUUAAACCAUAAUUUCUAUAGCAAAUAUGCACAUUGCUUUGCAUGGUCUGAUUUGAUCAAUUUUAUGGGUGGAAUUCUAUUCUGACGUUCAUGAUUUUAGUGAUUGAUUGUCUGGGUAAGAAGAUAUGCUAUGGUGAUGUAAAGUGGGUGAUCAGCUCUAAACAGACAUUGUUGAUUGGAUGAAAUUUGGAGUAGCAAAGAGCUUGUCAUGCAUUGUAAUGAUGAAAAAUUUACCUUCGAUAAUAUUUUGGAUUUGGUAGUUUUAUAAUGUUUAUUGUUGCUGUAUGUAUGUUUUGAUAUUAUGCUUAUUGAGGCUCUUAUUUUUUUCUCCCAAUU